This is a messenger RNA of Cavia porcellus (domestic guinea pig), 2783 nucleotides long. RefSeq names its product TNFRSF1A associated via death domain (gene Tradd). Lineage: Eukaryota; Metazoa; Chordata; Mammalia; Rodentia; Caviidae. Bases 1436 to 2368 code for a protein of 310 amino acids. Gene Ontology annotation, cellular component: tumor necrosis factor receptor superfamily complex. The transcript is spliced from 5 exons. Gene Ontology annotation, molecular function: transmembrane receptor protein tyrosine kinase adaptor activity. Gene Ontology annotation, biological process: positive regulation of canonical NF-kappaB signal transduction; extrinsic apoptotic signaling pathway. The record is from RefSeq and is a predicted model, not a curated record.
UAAUACAUUUUCUAUGAAGAGAUUAGCAGGGAAGUAAUACUUCAUUUUAAAAUUAACAGAAUACUAGUACGUGUUUAUCUCUGGGCAUGAUAGGGACCUGGAGCAAUUUUUAAUUUUUUGUAUGUAGCUCAGGUUCCUUACUUCCUCUUCACUAUGUGUAGGCUUCUGUUCCUGGCUCCUCCUGGAGCCAGCUGGGGCUACUCCAUCUGCCCCAUCCAGAGCAAGGGCUCAGUACCCCUAUUUCACCAUUGUAAAUGCCAAAACCAGAAAGUAAAGGAAAAUGACUGAUGGGGCAGGAGGUGGGAUUUUCUGAGAAAAGGCAGAGAAGAGACAGGACAUUUUCCCCACUUGCCUCCUCAUGGGACAACAGCAGGGUUAAUGGAAUGUAUCCCUGGUUGGGAAUUUUGCCUCCUCCUCUAGGGUCAGGGUAGUUAGUUUUGUUUUUGUCUUUUUGAAACAUGGUCUCACUGUGAAGUCCAGGGUGGCCUUGAACUCCCAGCAAUCUUCCUGCCUCAGCUUUCCAAGUGCUGGGAUUUAGGCAGGGGUCACCACACCCGGCAUUUAGGGUCAGGUUUUUGAGGGAUGGAGACAGGGAACAGAGGAAUCUAUAAAUAGAACAAUUUGAGUUGGAAAAGACAAAAGCCCAAUUCCAAGGGCUUUAUGACAAAGGGGAACGGUUCAGCUCACAUAAUUGAACAAUUUGGAGUUCAGUGAUUUCAGGGAUAGCCAGAUUUGGGGUCAGUGUGGUUAGGAGUACACUUCUCCAUCUCUUGGCUCUGUUUCCUUCAGUAUCAGUUUCAUUCUCAGCCAGGCUCUUUCCAAGCAAUAUCAGAGAUUUAUCACUCCUUCUGAUUCAUCUCCAAGGGAAGGGCAGUCAAUGCUGUUAGCACAGCUGAGUGCCAGGCUUGAUUCCUACUGGUCCAGCUUGAGCCCUGAAUGGAGGCCUCAACUAACCUAGAAUGCAGAAUGGUGAGCAAAAAAUGUACACUGGCAAGGCCUGCUUCACAUACACAGACAUGGAGCUAGGAGGUGGGAUUCACACUCCAAUAUGUGUACAGGUUAGAAGAGGGAGGAAAGGAGUUCACAGAGGUCUAGGGUUAGUGGAGGGAGUCUGUGUAGGACUAAACUACAAGUUACUUUUUUCCUAAGGGGGGAAAAAAGCAAAUAAAGGAAUCUAAGGGUGGGGUUGUCCAUCUGCAGAGAUCAGGGGUCCCAAGUUCAAACUGAAGGUAAGGCCAGGGUCUAGUUGGCUUUGGGCAUGGGAAGCAUCCAGAAUGGUUCUGCAGUCAUCCUUGGCUUGAGGAGGAGGCAGAACUUCUCUCUUUUCACUGCAGGGUCUUUCUCUGCUCUUCUGCCACUAUGACCCUGGACUUUUUUCUCCCUUAGUACUGGAGAUUAAACCCAUGGCCUUAAACUGCUAGGUCCAAGACACAAGAUGGCAGCUGGGUCGAAUGGGCAUGAAGAGCGGGUGGGUAGUGCAUACCUGUUUUUGGAGUCCUCGAUAGACAAGGUGGUACUGUCAGAUGUCUAUGCACAUCCUCAGAAAAAGGUGGCAGUAUACAGGGCUCUACGGACUGCAUUGGCAGAGAGCUCCCAGGGCCCCGACGUGCUGCAGAUACUGAAGAUACACAGAAGCGACCCGCAGCUCAUCAUGCAACUGCGUUUCUGUGGGCGCCAGUCUUGCGAUCGCUUCCUCCGCGCCUACCGCGAGGGCGCGCUGCGCGCCACGCUACAGAGGUGCUUGGCGGCUGCUCUGGCCCAGCCUUCCAUGCUACUGCAGCUGGAGCUGCGCGCUGGCGCCGAGCAACUGGAUGCUUGGCUGACUGAUGAGGAGCACUGUGUGCAAACCAUCUUAGCCCAGAAGCCGGACCGGCUCCGGGAUGAGGAACUCACCGAGCUGGAGGAUGCACUCAGCAGUCUGAUGGUGGGCUCUGCAGGCCAGAGUGUCAACACGGGGGUCACUCCUGCCCCCUCGCAGUCCCCAGCCCCCUCUCUAUUGGAGGAGAAGCCGCCACCAUCGACUGACCAGACCUUUCUGUUCCGCGGUCACCCCGUAGUGAACCGGCCGCUGAACCUGCAGGACCAACAGACCUUCGCUCGCUCCGUGGGCCUCAAGUGGCGCAGGGUGGGGCGCUCCCUGCAGCGUGGUUGUCGGGCACUGCGGGACCCUGUUCUCGAUUCACUGGCCUAUGAAUAUGAGCGAGAGGGGCUGUACGAGCAGGCCUUCCAGCUAUUACGGCGCUUCGUGCAGGCCGAGGGUCGCCGUGCCACACUGCAGCGCCUGGUGGAGGCGCUCGAGGAGAAUGAGCUCACCAGUCUGGCUGAAGACCUGCUGGGCCUAGUGGAUUCCAACAGUGGCCUGGUCUAGGCCAGGUGCCAAGGAAGCACCAUCAACCAAGAGUCCAGUCAGGCUUUGGAGCACCUGGAUGGAUCUAGGGUCUCAUCUGCUGCUACUGUUGAUGCCUCCCCCUUCCAUUCAAGGGACUCUGAGACCACACUUAACACCCCCACUUCACUGAGCAGCAGGGAAAAGUUGACUGGCUAAUCAGAGAGAUAAGCAUCCCCUGAGCCUGCAGGCUGCACCAUGGUGAGUCUGCCUGAGUCCGAUGGAGACAGUAUGGAUAUCUUCCUUUUGGCUGGACCUCUUCAUAGAAUGUAUUAAACACCUGGAACUUCCAUGUCCUAGGUAUCAACCCUAGUGCUGUAAAAACUGUGGUGAGCAAGACACACAAAUCCUAUCUACCCCCAGCUCACAUCCAUAGUAAUAAAGUAUUAACACUUUA